AUGGCAGACGCGUUUUAUUGCCGCGAUUUGAAUAUGACGAACAGUGGGGAUUUACACUCUUCUUUUACUGUUUCUUUCAAUAUAUAUUUAUGUUUGCCAAUCUGCGCGAUACGAGUUGGGAAGGUGCCAUUAGACAAAGGUAAACUAUAUGUUUUACUUUAAUUAGUGUGUUUAACUUUAGCCGGUGUGUUGAAUACGAUACUCCAGAUGCCUUUGUUUUUUUAUUUUGGGUUAGAUGAAUAAUAUGACUGGUCAUAUUAUACUUUAUUGUACGAUAGAUAAAGCUUUACACAUCUUUUUUCUAUAUUCAAUAAUGACCAUUGCGUAAUGGUCAUUAAAGAGCAUUAAUGAUUGAUGGGGCUUUCCGGUUUGAUACAGAAGUCAGGUUUAUUAUAAUAUAGUUUACUUUUGUAUAUCAUUAAAGGUUUUACUAUAGUUCUUGAGGUUUUUAAUAAGAUUUAAAAAUUACGGGUUGAAUUCCUGCCGAAUUGGCAUUGUGUUUCAAGCUUAUAACUUAGUUAUUUUUUGGCUUUUAAUGAUUUUUUUGAUCUACCAGUUGAAAACCUUUAAAUUAACCUAAAUUUUUAAAUUUGCAAGCUUACUUUGUAAAAGGGUUUGCAACACAAUGCCAAAUUGGCGCGAACCAUGUAUUUUAAUUUUAAAACUCAAAAGCGCGAAAAAUUGUUUUUUUGUGGUUACUAUUGGUACUACAAAGAAAAAAAAUUUUAAGCCGAUUCUAAGCGAGGCAGGUUAGAUACUUUCCUUGCAAAUUUUUAAAAAUUAUUCAAAUUCAAAAAAGUUCGAAAACGUAUGUUAUACCAGAGAUUUCACUUUUCACGCCGCAUUUCACUUAAUUUCGACAGUUUAUGUAAAAUUCGAAGGCGACGGAUCGAAGCGUGAAUAAAUAUUUAUUCAGAAUCUUGAUCGCCGAAGUGAUCCAACUUCUUUCAUUAUAUUCUUUUUGUAUCAUCGUUUUACGAAUAAUUGCCGUUGGCGCCUCGGUUCAUGUUUCAUUUUGCUUUUAUGUUUUUGUAAGACGUAAAUUGUGUGGGUAUAGGCAUAAUGUAGAGGUUGUUGCUUUGCAGUUUAGUUUUGGUUUAUGUUGACUAGUAGGCGGUUGUUUUAUCUUACAAGAUGUUCUAUAUAUUAUAAAAAGAUCUUUUUUUUGGAUUUUUGAUCUAUUUAUCAAAAAUUGUGAGAACUAUGAUAUCUUUAAAGUCACUAAUUUAACUCAACAUAACACUAGCUUGAACUCCGCAAUCAAAGCCUUAAACUUAAAUUUAUGGCGUUAGAAUAUGUGAUAGCGAUAGGAGAUAACUAGAUCUGACACCAGCUAAACGUUUCUCCGUAUAAAGCUUUGUAUUUAAAAUUUUUGCGUGUUGUUUAAUACAAUAUUUUUAGUUUUAAGUGCGUUUUUUUUCAAGACUUGCUUUUUGUUGGUUUUUACUCUUCCUUUGCUUUUUUAUUAUUAAAACGUAUUUUAAAACAAUGUAAAUUUACUGUGCUUACUAGUAUGAUCAAAGUAUUUUGUAACAACAUUUAUUAUAAAUUAUAUUUUCAGCGUAAAUUAUCUUUCAAUACACUUUCAGAUGCCCAAAUAAGAAUGAGUAACAGUCCACUGAACUCGCCUUCAUCGUACAAUAGUUUGACACGAUCGGCCAGCUCUCUUAUUGGAACGUUGCCACGGAAUGUGCCGGCCAAAAGUUUUGGCACAGCGAAUUAUAUGUUGAAAGAAGAAUACGAGCGUGACAGAAUCAGAUGGCAACAGAAGUUGGACGAAGCUGAAGCCAAACUAGCCGAAGCGUCGGUUCAGAAUACAGAAUUGAGUCAGGUCAAGGCUCAGCUGGUAAGUCAUAAUUUAAAAAUAAAAAAAGUAAAAAGAUGAUGAGCAGGAAAUUGUGAAUUUUAUAUUGGCCGCAGGGAAAGGGAAAUGAAAAAAAAUUUUAAUUGGUUUUUUUUUAAUCAAAAUGAAGAUUCUUGCCAAAUUUAUGACAAAAUUAUAUAAAGCUUUGCUUUUUUACAGAACAAGAAGAUAAUUGACAUAGAGAAGAAUCAAAAACCAUUGAUUGAGUACAAUAAAAGAUUGGCUGAAAGGAAUAAAACAGUGACAGAACAGUGCAAAGAACUAGAAGAUAAUAUUGCCUUUGUACGAGAUGAGAACUUGACGUUGGUAAGGAUUACUCGGUAACUUUAUAGCAAAAACUGCUUUUUCCAGUAGAUUUUAUUUUCUAUACUACCUAGUCAAGAUUAAAUUUUCGGUAGAUGUUAAAAAUAUCUAUCGAAACAGAUAUAUCGACUAUUAUCGGCCGGAAAUAUCGUAUUGCUCAAUUUUUUUUGUUUUUUUUAUAUUUUUGCCGAUAUUUUGGCGAUAUUUUUGCGAAAUAUUGCUUUUGUUGUGGGACUAUCUUAUAUCAUCAAAAUCGAUCAAAAAAAAUGUAAUUAUCAAGUCUUUAUCUAAAUCGUUUUUUUUUGUUUAGAAUGGCCCUACAACACAUAAUGAUUUUGUAAUAAUAUUUUUAGAAAGACGCUUACGACCGUUUGGCCAAAGACAAUUCAGCUUUGAAAGAGCAACGUGCUUUUCCAGAACGUUUAGAAGAGUUGGAACGGUACAGAACUCAAGUUUUAGAGCUUUCAAAAUGCAUUACUGCAUUAAGGGCCUCGAUUCAAGUAGGUUUACAUUGUUUGUCUAACCUUAAAAUUAAUUUUUUAUUUGUUUUUGUUAUGUUUACUAAUAUUUUAUGUAGAUUUUAAGCAGUUAUAUUAAAUAAGGUAAAGUUUUUUAAUUAACGUUUUAUAUGUUACUUUAUAAGGGCUAAAAUGAUAAACUUUACAUGUGUAACAACACUUUUUAUAUUAUAAUACUUGUUUGUCCGUUAGAGUGAAGUGUUUUAGGAACGCGACCGACGUCAUGAGCUUCUGAUUCUAAAGUUUAAGAAGAUCAAGAAGUCGUUGGCUGCUCGACGUGAGAAUGAAGAUGACAGAUUUAGUUGUAUUGGAUCGGAGGCUUCUACUGGCUCUACAAUUGCGCUGGACACAAUUGCCGAGGAUCUGGAUGAGGUUAGUAGAUUAUUAAAUAUUUUAUUUACUUUAAAAUUAAGUUUUUUAAAUUAAAAGGGCUCUCAAAGGUGAUAUUUAAAAACAUAUUAUUAUAGUUUUAAAAACUUUUAAAUUUAGUUCAACUUUUUAUAAAAAAAGUUUAAAUCUCAGUUUUGGCGCCAAAACAAGCCUACUUUCUAACCAAAAAUGUAUCAUUCAAACCCAAAUUUAUUGAAAAAACACCUCGUAAAUAAGUUUUAAGUGAGGAAUUGCCUUGUAAAUGAGAAAAGUAACUAAUUUGAGACAACAAAGCCAUUCAGCCGCGAACCUCCAGCUGAUCUCGGCCCGUCCUUGAAAAGUCAUCGCGAAUUUAAAAAAAGGUGCCAAAGUGCAGUGAACGGAAUGAAAAGUUUUAAAAUGUUUUCGGGGGAAAGAAACGUUGGCAUUGUUCAUUAAUGUAGUACAGCAAGGUGGUAUUAGCAUUAUGUUUUCAUAACUUGUAGCUUAAGGCGGGGGUGAAGUGUAAGUGAACUUUUCUGGGGAGUGAAGGAUGGCAAAAGGCCAAAUUUUUUUAACUAAGGUGGUACCUUUAUUUUUUACAUAUUGAAUACCUGAUGUUGCCUGUACUAUAAUGUAAAGUUAUGUUACGCAAAGCGGAGUUUUAUGCGUAAGAACGUUGAGUGCUAGUGCUGAUCGUUAUCGGCACGUUUCUUGUGAGUCAUUGUUAUUCUAAAACUUGAGCGUGAAACCUUGUUAUGUGAUUUUGAAUUAUCGUAUAGGCCGUUUUUGCUUGAUAACUAAAAUUUUUUUUUAUUUUAAAAAUUUUACGUUAAGGUAUAGUGCUUUUUUUACUCGAAUGUAAAGUUAGUAUCAGUAUACUUAUUUUUAGCAUAUAAUAACUCUUUUGCACAACUAGCUUUACAGAGUAUAUGCAUUUAUAGCCAUAGAAUAAUAAGUACAGGCUUCCUGUAUUAUAAUAAAUAUGUUAGUUAUAAAAAUAUUUUUAAAACAAGGUCUUUUCUAUCUAUAAACAAGAUACGACUGACGUUAAUUGUUGUUCUUACUUACAGAUAUAAUUAUACUCUAAUUUUGAGAUUACACUCUAUAAUGGGUUGUAAUUGAGUAUGGCAAACGUUUUUUGGGGAGUUUAGAUGGUUUUGACAGCUUUGUUAUUUUAAUACUUAAAAUUUAUUUUUACUACAAUAAUAUUGGAUUAUCCAUUUAAUUCUGUGCCCUAUGUCAUAGAAAAUAGUCUUUUUUUAUGGCGGUGUGUAAGAUCGUAAAAUAGUUUUGAAAAUCUAUGCCAGUUUUUUAAAAUUAAAGUUUACGUGUCUAUAAUCGACCGUAUAGGUAAUUUCGUAGUAAAGUUAACAUGCAAAGGUCAGUAAAAAAAACUUUUAAUGAGUAAAACGUUUUACCUGGGGAAUUUUGGAGAUUGACCACAAAUGGACAUGUUAUAUUUGAAAAGAAACAUAAUUGUCUAUUUCCGUUUACAACGUUCCAAAUAUAGGUCUUUGGUGCAUAAAACAUGGGCUGUUUGAGGUUGAAUAGGAAGGGUGUUACAAGGGUAUUACUUAUAUGUUAAUCUUUGUAAAAACGUAUUUAUAUAUAACAAGAAAUGAUAGAAAUUGUGUCGUAUUUUACAUUUUUUACAAUUUUUUACUUUUUUACGUUUUAUAAAUGCCGAAUACGUCUUUUAUAGCACAAUAUCUUUAAUGUUAUUGACUUGUACAAUACUAUCCGCGUGCCUUCAUUAGUAACUAUUAAAAGCGUUUUAGUAAUGUUAAAGCCUACUCGAAUACCGACCAUUAUCCCCAGGGUAAGCUUUAUAUUUUAUGGUUAUUCAAGUAAAGGUUGUAAUCUUGCUUGACUCAGUAUUUUGAAAAAGCCUCAGGCAAUUUAUAGGCUAUGUUUCGUAAAAUUUACUAUAUGCCGCGAAGGGUCAGGUUUUUGGAGGUAGGUACAGUAGUAUAACUUUCGGGUACAAUAGUAUUAUUGAGUUUUUCAAAUAAACCUGUGCCCUCUCUCAAAGCAAAUUUUUGGAAGUAGGGGCACAUAAUCAUUUGAACAAUCUAAUCCUUGGUGCUGUACUACGUUUGUGGUACCAAAAGAUGCUUGGAGAUUAAAAAACUACAGUAAUUUUAAAACUUUAAUGUAAACACCUUCAUCUUUAUAUAGUUUUCCUCAUCCCCAGUAGUAAAAUGACUUUUCAAACCCAAUAAAAAAUAAAAAGCAGUGUUUUUACCGUGUGAACGCCCUAAAUCAUAACCGUAUUACAAUCAUAUCACUGAUAAAACAAAAGAAAUUGUUCGCUUGUUAGUAAUCGACAACAUCUUUUUGCGCGAAAAAUGACUUUUUCAAUCAAAAAGUGAGUGGGGCAGUGUAAUACCCGUAAUUGGGGGUUCAGAAAACAGUUAAAAUGGCAUUAAUCGGCUUUCACGGGCAUCGGGGGUGGAUAAAUAUUUUCGUUAGAUCUGUUUGUGGUUGAUCUUGUGCGUUUAGGUGGGGAAUUGAGGUUUUUAGGGCUGGAGGGGGGGGGGAGGUUAAGAUUUAAACUUCAAAGAAAAAAAAAUUGAAAAAGUGAUGUUUUUACUGGGGCUAAUCUUUCAGAAAACUAAAAAAAUAUAAAAAAAAUUUUAAAAUUUUUAGUUUGUAAGAAUGAUGUAGGUAUUGUUAUUGACAAAAAAUAUUUUCGUUGUACCCUUAAUGCUCUUAGCCUCUGUUUCAAUUGCUUAUAGCAUGACCUCUGAACGUCAAAACCAAAAGAAAUCGCAUUCAGAAGGCGGAUUAAUGUCACCUUUUCGUUUUUGAUGUAAACGUUUCCCUUUCCAUCGGAUGAAGAGCGUUCGUAUCUUGAGAGAUUCGGAUAUUAUUUUAAUUGGCAGUUCAUUUUGUUUUGUUAUUGUAUACACAACGCAGUAUACGACAUUGUGUAUAAUAUUGUAGGGUGAAAGGUUAUUUAUAGCUGCAGUAAACAAGUGACGAGAGUUAUUGCAGGGUUUUGCAGUAUAAUUAGGAGAGUGGGGUAUUAAUGAGGUUGAUAUGAUAAUUUUUGGUUGUUUUUGCAAGGGAGAGGUAUAUAGCAGUACAAAUGCAUAGGCAAUAGCAUAAACAUAUAAAUGGAUUUAAAUUUAAUUUUAAAUUUUAAAAGUUAGAUUUUUUUGAUUUUUUAAAACUUUAUUAUUAUAUAAUUCAAAAAUAAGGAGUUUUUAUUGCAGGACCCAUCCUUGUUGAGUGCUGAUACUCCACAAGUUGUACUGGACCAGUUGGAUCUAGUGCAAAAUCAAAUUUCAGAACUUCGAGGUGUUUUACUGCCAGACGUGGUAAGCUUUUAUCAAUGACAUUUUUACUGUUUUUAAGUCAUAAAGCUGUCAUUACUGUACCUUUGAAAAAAAUUUUGACUUUAUACGUUUUACUUUUCACGUUUUCUUUGUUGAACAUAUUUUUAAAUAAUACAGUCUAUUUCUCUUCGUAUUUUACAUCUCUCUUUCAGCCAGAAGUGACCCACGAGAUAAUGCUAACAAAGGCGGCGAGGAUGAAGGAAGAACACAAGAAUCUGCAAGAGAAGGUGUAUAUGUUGGAGUUGGAGUUGGCUAACGCGCGUGACACUAACGAAUUGUUGGAAUUUCAGUUGGUUGAAUUGAGCAGUGUCAAGGUUAACAUUCGUUUUGUUUUUUGUGGAUGUUUUGUCACGUAUCAUUUGUAUCGUCGGCUGUGUUACUGUAUUUUUAACUUUAUUUUUUUUAUUUAGUGUAUUUGGAUAUGUGAAUUUUUUUUAAAUUUUGCGACGAAAUUUAAUUUUUUUAUUUUACUGUCAGAAAGGUAUUAAAAUUUAAAGUUUAACUUUUAGAAUCCACCAGUAUGUCAAGACAAGUCAAUAGAAACAGAUGAAUACAAUGAUGAAGGCCUUGAAGUCACAGAGUUGGAGCCCAGAUUAAACUUUGUAAGUGAAUAUGAUUUAUUUGGCUUUGGAUGACAAUUAGAGCUAUAAGAAUGUAUGCUUAUUAAUUUUUGAUCAGUUUUAUCAAUUGUAAUAUUGUAAAUUUUAUUUUACAGGACGACGACUUUGUUUCACGUACUAAAACUUCACUACGAAGGUUAGAGCGAUUGUUUGCUCUUAAUCUGCCUCAAAAGGAAAUCAUUCACCACGGUGUUUCAUGCAUAUCAGGACUUGAACAUGUAAGUACGCGAGCUGUAAUUGCUAUAAUUAGUCCAUAGUGUUGAUAGUAGGUGUUAUAUAAAGCAUGAUAUUGAUAAGUUGUAACUUCCCAAAUUAUUAUGAAUAAUUUCUUUACAUUGCUAUCUUUAAAUCCAAAUGAACAAGAGAUUUAGUAAGAAAAAUUGUAACAUUUUAUUUUAGAAGUUAUCUUUUGCCCAAAACCAAUUAAACAUGAACGGCUGUGAACUGAGCCGUUUGAAAAAGUUGUACGAAGAACAAAUGGCAGAUCUUCAACGCCAAGUCGACUCAUCGGCCGAAACCUCAUCUCAGAAGAAGAAAGAACUCAAGAACACAAUUGAAGAGUUGAGGGAUGAAAGGAUCGUAGUUCAAAAAGAAUGUGAAGAACUCAGAAAACUGAAUGAAGAACAAAUGUCAAAACUAGACGAAUUAAACAAAAAGAUCGAAGAAAGCAACAAAUUCAUCGAUGAACUAAAACAAGAUCUGGCAGAGGAAAGCCAGUCCAAGACCGAGAUCAUUCAACAGCUUCAGGAGACUCGACAGGCGGCUGAGAAGCUGCGAAGCCAAGUGGAUAUGCUUCAUGAUAAGGAAAAUAAGUUAUUUGUUAUGGAAAGAAAUGUCAAAAACCUGGAAGAUACGAAUGUUGAUCUCGAGAAGAGGUUUGACAAAGAGUUGAUGUUAAGAAACUCUUUGGAAUUGAAGAAUCAGCAGCUGAUUAGGGAGUUGGAGGCAGCCAGGAAGGAGAUCGAGCGGCUACAGGGAGAGAUUCGACCUAUCGGGUACGUGCUUAAACUUCAAAAUUUUUUAAAAUUUUAUUAUGCGUGUAUUUUUUAAAAUUAAAAAAAAAUUAAUAUUUUUUUUGUCAAUUUGAUCAAAGUUGGCUAUAUUAGAGUAGAGAUCACAAUAUCUUCAAAACAAUGAUAUCACAAAAUGCUGUAAUCGCUCAAAAAUGUUAAUUGUCUAAGCGAGAUUAUUCAUUAAUCUUAUUAAUUAUUCAAUUAAUUUCAUAAUUUUGAGGGGCCAACUUGAAAAAUGAGUAUUUAAUGUCGUCUACUAUAACAUACUUUACAUUCUUUUUAAUUUACUUUACUUUUAAACAGCUUACUAUAUAAUAACUUUUUAACUAAAACGCAGUCUUUCCUCUACGUUAUUUUACACAAACUGAUAAUGCUUUCUUCUUUUAGCACGGUACUCGUGGAGCAAUCCGUACUGUAAAUGCUUUCACUUAAGUUUAACGUGUGUACUAACUCUUGAGACAUUCUAAUCUUUCUUACCUAAUUAAAAAGAUUUUUUUGAAUGUUAAAAAGUUUGUUUACUAUUAUUUUGCCAUACUUUCUUUACUUAAAGAUAUAUAUACUAAUACAUACGCCAUUAUUUUAGUACUAAUGACCAGUAUAGGCUUUUUAAUGACUAAUAUAAAAACAAACUUAGUGUUACUUUACUAAUAUUCUACUUCAUUACCUUCAUUACUAAUCAUAUAAAUGACCAGCAAACCUGUAUAUAUAGUGUAGAUAUUACCCUAUGUAGAUAUUACCCACACUCCCAUAAACAUUCCCUUGUAGAAGUCAGUUGGAGCGUCGAUACGAAGAGUCUCGCUACCGUUUGGCCGAAGCUUUGAAGAUGAUCGAAAAGCUGGAAUCUCAAGUAUCAUCAUCGAAUCAAGUGAUUGCAGAGAUGAAGAAGGCUGAUGGUAACGGAGAGAAGAUGGCACGAGAAAUAGUGCAACUGAAGAGAUAUAAUGAUGAGCUGAGUGCUCAGUUCAACACUCAGAUGGACUUGAUCAGCGAGUUGAAGAAGAGGUUCUUGAUUGUGUCACAGAAGGUGAAGUUCAAUAUUUGAAUUUGUAAAAUACGGUCGUGGCAAAAUAUAUUAUAAAAUAUUGUUUUUACAAAAAAUAUAGUAUUGAUAGGGAAAAAAAGAUUUACAAUACUUAUUUCUUUUUGACAAUAUUGUUUUAGACGCAAGGAAAGAGUGAGUCCAACGAAAGCAUCAGCUGGACAUCUAAGAGUUCCUCUAUGGACGAUGAACAAUAUCAUUCGGAAGAAGGCGGCUCCGAGAAGAGCCAUCAACUUCAUCACGGAUCUAUUUAA
Messenger RNA from Bursaphelenchus okinawaensis, 9303 nucleotides. The record is from the annotation of a GenBank genome assembly. Lineage: Eukaryota; Metazoa; Nematoda; Chromadorea; Rhabditida; Aphelenchoididae.